CUAUCUCGUUUCCCGCACCCCCUAGACCAACGCUUUGCAUUUGGCUUUUCUUCCAGGACUCUGCCUGACGACGACCAACAUCCUUUACGAUUCCCUACGACAUUCGAGAUUCACCGCAAAAUUUCCCGCCUUCUGGGUCGUCCUGUUCAUGUCGCAUUCUCGCCUUCAGACGUCCCUGGCCCUGAGCCAUUAACCUUCUAACCUCGCUUCUCGAUCGGAGACAACCUUACUUGCUGCACCUCCCCGAACAGACCCCCUCGGCUGCACCCGAUUCUGGAUGGCUCUGGGUACCGACAGUUUGCGCAACGCUUCGAAUCCCUCAAAUUCCCAUACACCCAUCUGAUCGCCUCCGCAAUUAAAACACUGCCUCCUCAGCAUGGCUUCGACACAAACCGCAUUGCCGUUCCUCACGCGCAACUAUUCCAACACGCAAACACAGUACCCCCCACCCAACGGUCCCUGGCCCAGUCGUCGGACGUCACUUUCCAGUUUCCCAGCUUCGAGGUCCCCUUCGUCAAUGUCCAAUACGUCUCGCCCGUCGCGAUCUCCUCAACCGCCUCCCAUUGUCGAGGCGGAUCGUUCUUCAAACCCGAGCUCCAAGUCCAAGACGCCGUCGACCGGCGUGUCUUCACAACACUCAUCUCUAUCCGCCCCGAGGCGCUACAACCCUGAUGCGCAUCCCCCUCGUAAGCUGCGCUCACAGUACCCUCGUGGGUCUACCGAGAACCAUGUCGAGUACAUUCUGGUCGCUUCUUUCGAUAUCGACCGCGGCCCGGUAAUGGAGCACCAAUAUCCUGUCUCCAUCACCGGCGACGAGCACAUGCUGGCGGAGCUCAUGUUACCCGAUCAGGCCCACGUUCGGAAUCAGGACUGGACUAUCUUUUUCCUGCACAAGGACACGAGCCAGGAGGAGGAGGACGAGGAACGCAAAGCCAAGGAGGCCAGGAAGAAGAGGAGGAGACGCCUGCGCAACCGAGCUGCUGGAAUUGUUGAUGAAGAUGACGGCAGCGAGGACUUGGACGAUGAAGAGGGGAGGCUGGAUGAUUUGAACGAGCUCGACGAUUCCGAGUCGGACGAUGAAGAACCCGAAGGAGGGGAAGGGCCGCCUCUGAUCUAUGUGUUGAAUCUGGUCAACACAAAACAGGACAAGACGGUCAAGAGAGGCGCUGUUGUGAAAGCAAUGGCAAUCUGCACAAGGCACCCGUUCCUGCACAUAUACAAGCCCCUUUUACUGCUGGCCCUUGACGAAUACUUCAAGGCACCGGUUCCUGAGACAUUGGCCUUGCUGUACGAUGCCGUCAACUCCAUGGAUCUGUCUCUCAUGCCAAAACUCAGCCUGCUUGAGAGACAUUUGCUGUUAGCCAGUGACAACAAAGACUUGUUUGUGGAGAAGUUCGAACAGAUGAUUCAAAUGAGGAUAGCCGAGGACCGCGGAGAGCACCUCGCCGGUUUGUCCUUUGAUUCGGGCCGAGAUUCGCAAAAGCUACCUGGCGUUUCCAGAGCAGGGACAAAAGCUCACAUUGAGGGGUCAUCACAAUACUCUGUACCCCGCGAUACGCACGAGUUCGAAAGCAAAGUUAUGUACAAGGGCAUCCCGAUUCCGAUCAAGGUUCCUGUUGCCGUCAUGCCCGAAACCGUAGGCGACUUCUCUUUGAUCAAACUCAUCCAGAAAUUUUCUGAGCCGCAGGGCAAAGCGCCACAGCCCUUCCCCUUGCACGCGCAGUUGACGACAAACGGCCCGAAUACACACCCAAUCAUUGUGCUAGUCAACGCAUUACUGACGCAGAAGCGCGUCAUCUUCCUGGGGCACAAUAUGCCUUCGGGCGAGGUUGCGGAGGCAGUCUUGGCGGCAUGCGCCCUGGCAUCUGGCGGUACACUCAGGGGCUUCACCCGGCACGCGUUCCCGUACACCGACCUGACAAAGAUCGACGAUCUCCUCAACGUGCCUGGGUUCAUCGCUGGUGUCACGAAUCCAACGUUCGAGCUGCACCCCGAAUGGUGGGAUGUCUUGUGCGACUUGCCCACGGGACGAGUUAAGAUCAGUAGCAAGAUUGAACCGGCACCCGUGACAGAGGGGAUGGUCUACUUCCAACAACAGAAUCCAGCAUACGCUGGGCUCGUUGGAGGCGCCUCCAAGGUUGCGGCCGAGAGCGAUCUCACCGGGGACGUGGCGUUCAUGCAAGACAUACUGAGGAGCAUAGCGGCCAGGCAUGGUGAGCGGGUAAUUCGCGCCAAAUGGCGAGACUGGGUGAUCAGGUUCACGCGAAUUGCAGCUGCUUUCGAAGAGAGCGUAUAUGGCGCUAGUGCUCUUUACAUUGGUGGCGAUGAGCUGGAGAUGGGGCCUAUAGUGGUCAACGGGCAUGGCUACGUGUGGCCCAACGAGCAGGCGAAAUCCAAGGAGCUGGCAGGAAAUGUGACGAGAAUCGAAGGAUGGCGAAACACAAGGAGCUACUACAGCUUCAUCCAGGACCUCGCACUCAUGUACACGAUAAAGCCGCUCAAAGGUCUGGACUUGCACCACAUGCAUGACCGCCUACGGACGCAGCGGUUGAACCCGAUGCAAAGCAAAGAAAUCUACAUGGCCUUCUCCAAAUACGUCUACUCUUACGAUGAGAUUUGUCUCUUACUGAGCGUGGCGCCCGAAUCGCAUGCUGGUUUAUUCUACAUCGCCCUUGGCCUCUUUCAUAAGGACCGCGAAGUGCGCGCCAAGACGGCCGAUUUGUUAGAACGCAUCGCCGAGCACGAGGCGGGUCAGCAUUGGUGGAACGCACUCAGCCGGUUCGAGAAACUGGCGUACAACCGCAUACGCAAGGAGCUGGAUAUGGAGAUGCGAAUGAAGCUCGAGAAGGAGAGUGUGAAUCCCGAGGUGGAGAAACGGGUCAGCUAGGCGCUUUCACACACUGGUUCGGUUGCAAUCUUCUAGAUAUCCUUCAGGACGACGGACGGUCUCUAUACCCGGCACUGGCGUUUCUGCUCAGUACCCAUGUCACGCGCAACAUGGAAUGCGCAAAAAGGGAAAGGGCUGCUGCUUUUGGGUUUGCACAUCACGAAGGUCAUGAUGGGAAUGGGUGCAUGAACGUCGGUUAUUUUUUGUCGAAUUUCAAGAGUCUCAGCAGCAACAACAGCAGCAGCCGCAGCAGCAGCAGCAGCAUAUUCCUAGAAAAGAAGAGAGAAGAAAAAAAACUAAAUUUCG
Molecule: messenger RNA, 3193 nt
Organism: Colletotrichum navitas
Lineage: Eukaryota; Fungi; Ascomycota; Sordariomycetes; Glomerellales; Glomerellaceae
Product: spindle pole body interacting protein
Exons: 3
Coding region: 377-2887 (836 amino acids)
Biological process (GO): actin cortical patch localization
Cellular component (GO): plasma membrane
Source: RefSeq, a predicted model, not a curated record